Adineta ricciae is the source of this 2265-nucleotide messenger RNA. The record is from the annotation of a GenBank genome assembly. Lineage: Eukaryota; Metazoa; Rotifera; Eurotatoria; Adinetida; Adinetidae.
AUGAUUGUUUCUCCACAUUCAUCUCAAUCUAGAAAAUCAUUAGCAAUCUUUGCCGUUUUAACUCUAUUGCAAAUAUUGACGGGUGUUCUGUACAAAAUAUCUCCACAAAUCAAGCAAGGAAGUCAAUCAUUUGCAGCGAUAGUGUUUUACGCUGAAGUUUUGAAAUUGUUCAUCAGUACUGUCAUUAUUUACAUAACUGCUGAUAGUCAAAUUUCAGGUGAGGCAUUCGACGUUCAUCGUUGUGUUUUCUUUCGAAAAAUUUCGACGAUUUCAACGAAAUUCUGCGAACAAGUCACAUGGAGAUUUCUGCUGUACUCCGCUGGAAUAGCGUCUCUUUAUUGUUGUAAUAAUUCUCUAUUGAUUUCUUCAAGCAAUUCAAUGGAUUCUACCAUCUCGACUCUGGCUACCAGCGUUUCAAUUCCGUUCACCUUACUGAUCUUAUCGGGAUUGUGUGAUCGAUGUAUAAAUCAUUUCGAUUGGAUUGCAUUGUCUCUCCAACUAAUUGGCUUAGGAAUUUCUCAAUAUAAUGGAUGCCAACAAAGUUCUUCUCAAUUGGAUUAUAUUAUAUUGAUUACUAUGGCAAUAUUAACAGCGGUUUCUCGUGUUGGGAAUGAGUAUUGCGUUAAGUAUUUAAACAUUGAUUUACAGGUGCAAAAUUUAGUUUUAUAUUCGCUGAAUGUCAUGUUUCACUUCGUUUUGUUCUAUAAAUCAUUGGCAGUACUAAAUUAUUCAUGGUGGAUGAUGGCGAUGAGUGUAUGUUAUUCAUUGAUUGGCCUGAUUGUUUCAGCUGUUUACAAAUACAGUGACAUAUUCAUGCAACUUUGGUCGUUUUCGUGCGCAACAGUAGUGUUAAUUCUGUGCAAUUCAUUGCUUUUCGGAAGUGUGGUUGACGCACAUAUAUAUGCGGGUGUUCUGAUCGUACUUCUGGGAUUUUAUCUAUUCAUUCUCCAAAGGGAUGACUUUGCUGCUGUACCGAUCGAGAGAACAGUGACGAAUGACGAAGAAGCAACUCGUUCGAGUUCAGUGAAGAUAAUUUUAUUGAUUUUAUUCACAAUAAUUGGAUACUUUACUCUUCUAUCUACACGAACAACUAUCCGACCCAUCCCAUUCAGAAACUCAAAUACAACAGAAUCCUUACAUACAACUACUGUUAUCACAAAACAACAAGUUACCAACAGUUUUUUUCAAAUUACCAGAAUUGAUCCUAUCCGACUUAAUCGGCCUCUUAAAAUACAUGGUAUCUUCAAUGUCAAGGACGCCGAGCUUCAACUUACUGUAAACGCAAUCAAAUGCUCUUUAUAUUAUUUCUCAAACAAUGAAACUAUCUGCAAUGCACCUGAUUUAAUCGAUAAACUACCACGGAAUGCCACAGUCGAAAUUACAGUCAAAGCACGAUAUGGAAGUUCGUCAAUCGAACAGAAGAUUACCGUCGCUCGGUGGAUGACACAUUGGGAACGCGAACAUAUUUUACUUUUGAUAUGCUUCGGACAAGCGCGAUACGAACGGAUAGCAUUUUUGAGUAUGUUUGAAGAUUUAUUCCCAAAAGUUAUUUACGCUGGGCCCACUGCAGGUGAAAAUAUCGUCCUUUGCCCCGAAUUGCCCUGGCGAAAUCAUGUGUGCAUGUCCAGGGUUAUCGAACAAUAUCCGAAUUAUAAUGGUUAUUUGUACCAAACUUUCGACACGGGGGUUAUUCUCUUCAAUCUUUUUUCUUUUGAUCUGUUAAAAAUUUGGAGAGCAAAAGAUUAUCGUUCACGCGAUCCGCCAUUUGGUUCUCCGGUGCAUGAAGGAAGUGCAGCAGGGUGGAUGUGGAAUGUUCAUCCAGUAUUAGCCGACACGAAAAAAGCAUUUGCAAUAAUCAAUAGCGAAAGCCAAAAGAAUACAUCAGAUGGCCAACGAUAUCGGAGAUAUAUGAAAAACUUAGUAACUAAUGCCGGUGCGGCUGAUAUGCGACUUGGCUCAUUCAGUGAUCUUUAUUACAUACCGAAACACCUGACGAACGAUUGGUUGUUUCUAGCCGGGCGAGGGGGUGUGUUUGAUAAGUGUAACGUUAUACACGAGAUCGUAUCUCCAACGAUUUCAUGGAUGAUUACUGAUAAAAUUACAACGAAAUAUCAAACAUUCGAAGGUUCAUAUUCCACUGAUGCGAGUAUUCAAGAAUAUCUCCGGAAUCCUCAUCAUCAUUAUUUUCAUCGAGUCAAUUUAACAGACAAAAACGAACGAGAUUUUGUUAAAACGAUCAAAGAAAAGUCACAUGUGUAUGUAUAG